Messenger RNA from Tribolium castaneum (red flour beetle), 1468 nucleotides. It is a transcript of the gene Hph, whose product is annotated as HIF prolyl hydroxylase. Gene Ontology annotation, biological process: cellular response to hypoxia. NCBI's taxonomy places the organism in Eukaryota, Metazoa, Arthropoda, Insecta, Coleoptera, Tenebrionidae. The record is from RefSeq and is marked validated. Gene Ontology annotation, molecular function: ferrous iron binding; peptidyl-proline dioxygenase activity; L-ascorbic acid binding.
GAAACAACAAUGGCGGCCGUGUCUUACAGCGGUCUUGAAAUUUAAAGAUGAGUUCAAAUUUAAGUUGCGCGGUGUGCGGCACGAAGACAAAUUUGCUCCGCUGUGCUCGUUGCAAAACGCGAAUUUACUGUUCCAAAGAACACCAGCGCAAAGACUGGCCCAACCACCGCAGAGAGUGCGCCCAACUAGCCUUAGCCCUCGACAAACAGUCACCGAAAAGCGGUGAAAGCAGCAUCCUGAACUCGCUGUCGGAAGACCUGAGCCCCCACUUGGACUUCGACAAGACUUCCACGGAGAAAGCCUUAAAGUCGGCCAAGACAGCCAUGCCCAUAAGUGGCGAGAACAUCAUCCACCCCAAAAAGUCAGUGGUGAAGGACUUCCCGGAAAUCUCCUUCCAGCAGAACCCCUGGAGCGCCAAGGGCCACCGCAAGGACCUGGACGAGAUCUGCAGGAAUGUGAUCGGGGACAUGGACGCGUACGGGGUCUGUGUGGUGGACAACUUCCUGGGGGAGGACAAGGGCAAGGCGGUGCUGAAGGAGGUCUUGCAGCUGUACGACAAGGGGGUUUUCCGGGACGGGCAGCUGGUUUCCAGCAGGGGCUCGGGCGACUUGAAGACGAUACGAGGGGACCAAAUUAUCUGGAUCGAUGGGAAGGAAAAAUCUUGCAAUAACAUUCAACAGUUGAUCAGUCAGGUUGAUGCGGUGGUCAUGAGGGCCAACAGAAUGACCAACAAUGGCAAAAUGGGAAUGUACAAUAUUAACGGCCGGACUAAGGCGAUGGUGGCCUGUUACCCCGGUUUGGGAUCUCACUACGUCAAACACGUGGACAACCCAAACCAAGACGGUCGUUGUAUAACAGCCAUUUACUACCUCAAUUUAAAUUGGAAUGUUAGGGAAAACGGGGGUUUAUUACGAAUUUUCCCAGAGGGAUGGUUAGGUGAUAAGGUAGCUGAUAUAGAGCCAAUUUUCGACCGUCUUUUAUUUUUCUGGUCUGACCGGAGAAAUCCACAUGAAGUCCAACCCGCCUACGACACAAGAUAUGCAAUAACGUUGUGGUAUUUCGACGCUAAAGAACGAGCAGAAGCAUGCCGGAGAUACGAAAAAGAACGGCAUUCAUAGCGCUCGAAAAUUGUAUCGUGCCACUAACGAUCAACUGUGUCCGUUUUGUAACAAACAAACCUAGUACUAUGUGAUAUUUAUCGUUUGUUGAAAACUGGUAACAGUUGUGUACUGUUGUAUAUAAUGUGUAUUUUUCUGAAAGCUAAACUUUUUUUGAUUAUUUAUGUUUGACAGUGUGAUAUUUUCUGAUUCAAGUCAAAUUGAAAUUCUUUAAUACGUAUUGAUUUAGGCGGUAUUACAAUAGGUUAUUUAAUUCAUUUAUCGCCGAGGCGACUAUUUUAAUGUGAAUGUAAAUAGUGUACAAGUAAUUUUCAAGUGUACAAUCUAGAUUAUGUUUGAGACCUAACUAA